AACUGAACAAUACAUUUGUAUUAGAGUAGAAGCAAGUGAAACCCAUCGUUGAUGACACUUUACUCAACCCAUCUUAAAUCGUCAAAUAUUCCCACAAUACAAAAACGACGUCGUAAGUACUCUAUGAUCUCUCUAUAUAACCAAAACAAAUGAAGUAAGAGUUAAGAAGAAUCUUCAUACUAGAAAAACAAUGGAGCUCUCUCAAGUCUUCUUCACCAUUUUCUUAUUCUUCCUUCUCUCACAAGCAAACUCAACAACCGAUCUGAUCUCACAAACCUGCAAAUCUUGCGCAGCCAAAUCCGCGAUCUUCGACUACAGCUUCUGCGUUUCAUCUCUCAACAACUCUCCAAUAUCUCUGCCUUCUCCGACCAAUCUCUCAUCUCUCGCCCUAGUUCCAAUGCUCCAAGCUCUCGACAACGCCACAGCAACAGCUUCCACCAUUCAGCAGCUUCUGAUUGUCGACGAUGAAGGCGGUUUCCGCGGCGCUUGCCUCCGUGACUGCCUCGAGCUUUACCAGGACGCCGCAGAUAGAUUAGAGGAGGCAGUGAGGGUUUUUGUAACGAGGGAAGAGUUGGGGACGGUGAACAUAAUGGUGAGCGCAGCCAUGGAAUCCGCCGUUACUUGUGAGAACGGGUUUAAGGAGAGAGACGACGGUGACAGUGACGCUGACGGUGGUGGUGAUAUGACCUGGACGUCUCCUAUCGCUAGUGAGAAUCACAAACUGUUUGAGUUUGGUCAGAUUGCUCUUUGUAUAAUCAAUAUGAUCUCUUCUUCUGUCACAUCUAUAUCUUUCUAAAUCGUUUUCAAUAGUAUAUGGUGAUUGGUGAGUGACCUUUUAAAGCUUUUGUUUGUAUGAAAAGCGACAAAAGGAUAAAGUGAUAGCGUAACCAAUAAUCUCUAAUGCAUUUAAAUGCUCACAAUA
Molecule: messenger RNA, 922 nt
Organism: Capsella rubella
Lineage: Eukaryota; Viridiplantae; Streptophyta; Magnoliopsida; Brassicales; Brassicaceae
Product: putative invertase inhibitor
Exons: 1
Coding region: 191-796 (201 amino acids)
Biological process (GO): negative regulation of catalytic activity
Molecular function (GO): enzyme inhibitor activity
Source: RefSeq, a predicted model, not a curated record